AUGAACAAUGAGAAGAACAAUAAAAAAAGAGAUAAGACAUCCAAUGAUGUCAAAAGUCUGCUCACUUAACCAAGUAUGUUGUUCAAUCAAAAGGCCGAGGAGAAUAUCGUUCAUGUGAUCUAGCAACUACAACCACUGAGGGAUGAAAAUAUAGAACUUAAAAAUACUAUACUAGCAACCUAAACUUAUUUGGAGCAACAAAGAGAGAAUCUAUCGCAAAUUAUCAGGGUAACUGAGAGCAGAGAACUGGUGAAGAGAAUAGCAGAUUUCCCAACGUUGAUAUCUAUUUUGUAGGAGGAUAUGAAAUCCAUGUAAGAAACACUAAGGAAAUGUAUUUCAAACUCUAAUUAGUAAUCUAGAAACACAAAUAUUGGCACAAUAAACUAACCAGAACGCAAUUCUCAUUAUGAACAAAUCAAAAUAGAGGUCUCAAAGCAAUCAAUAGAACUAUAAAAUACUGUUACUCGCUAGGAGGAGAUGAUCAGCCAAAAGGAUCAAACCAUAUUCUAGUUAAAUUAAUUGAUAGAAGACGAAAACAAAAAAGUUAAGAAGAAUUAAAAUACACACUUUGAACUAGUAGACUCUUACAAUGAGAAGUUGGAAGAACUUACCAAUCAAAUCAAUGAAGAAAUAGACAAGCAAGCUUAAAUGAAAAUCAAACACAUCUAAAUGAUGCAAAAAUAAUAAGAGGAACAUCACACUCAAGUGGCCAUUAAAUAGGAUCAAUACGAAUUUGCUUUGGGGGAAUUGAGAAACACUUAUGAAAAGCGUAUGGAUAAAUUGAUUAAAGACAGUGAAUUCAGAAUUUCAGAAGCAAAUAAAGCAUCCAUUAGAGCCAAUAAAGAGUUAGAACUAUUAAGAAAUAAAUAUGAAUAAGAAAUUCAGAAGAAUGAACAAUAGAUUAUCUUGAUCAAGAAUCAAUAGAUUCAAUUACAAUAAUAAUAAUAGUAAACCCACUAAUUAAGAGUGGAAAUGCAAUAACAAUCUUUGUAUCUUCAUUAAACAUAAGCCAUGAUUGCAAAUCUAAAGAAAAAUAAUAAUAUAGUACUUAAUGAAGAGCAAUAAUUGUCAGAACAGAAAAUCUAAUAAUCCCUAGAAAACUUCUACUUGAACAAUCCUACAAAUCACUUCUCAACUCAAACAUAAUUAUAAUAAGAUUUUGAACAUCAAUAAUUAUAAACAUAAACUUCCUUAUGGCCUGAUGAUAUCAGUUAGUUAUCUCCAAAUACUUUUAAAUUUAAUCUAAAAUAUGCUGAUUAAUAAACUACUUAAAUUUCUCCCAUGUCUAAUAUCAAGUAGAAUCCAGACAAGGUUCCAAUUUUAGAGUUGGAUGAAAUACUAGAAUCUAAAAAGUAAGCCUCUCUAAUAAAGAAACUCAAAAAGAAAAGAAAUCAAAGAUCUAAACACAGAGAAGAUUAACUAUACUACUACCAAAAGAAAAUUAAUGAUGUCUAUACUCCAAAGGAAGUUAAUACAGGACCUUCUGUAAAGUAAAGUGAGGAAACACCUAAUUCUAAAUUCGCUAGCGUAAACUUCACCUAAGCAUAUGCAACUCAUCAUGCAAAUCUUAGGAGAAGAAGCAAAAUAUAAAUUAGCUUCUCCAAUAAUCAAGUUCAAUAAUAAGAAUUUAACCAAGACAUUCAAACAUAGGAUAUCUCUUGCUAAACUGACGAGUUCCUAUUGGAAUACUUGAUUAUUAAUGAAAAUUAAAGAACCCUCAAUUCUCAUCAACAAGAAAGUUAGUAUUUCUCACCCAACAACAAGAAUCAGAUAGCUGCUACUAUUUUAGAUAACAGUUCUAGAAAUUAACAUCAAUUUAGUCUCUAGAUUCUGCAAAGCGAUCAAGACGAAUUUUAAAUCUAAUAGAAGGAGGAAAUCACUAUACUUAAGGAGUAGAUUGCAUCUCUUCAAUAGCAAAAUCACAUACAGGCUAAGAAUAUAACCGAUCUACAGGAGAAGGCUUCAGAAAUGCAGGAGAGGAUGAAAGAAAAUGUGAAGUAAAUGAAGCAAUAAAUUUAAAAAAGUUCAUAAGAGAACGAAACUCUGUUAAAGCAAUUGGAGAAACCUAAAGAUGCGGUUAAGAAGAAAAUAGAAUUGCAAAAGCACUUAGAAAAUUAGAUUUCUCAUAGUGAGAAUUUGCAAUUUCAAUUGAUCAAAGCAACAGAAAUCAUCAAAUAUUUUAAUAAUGAAUUAGAGAAUUAUAAGCAGAUGUAUAACAUCUUUGGAUAAGGUACCAAAUCAGAACGACUAUAGCAGAAAAAAUUGCCAAGCAUUCGUCAGCCUUCUCCGAAGAGAAAGGGUGGAGAAUGCACUCCAAGAAGAUAAUAAUCAAUGUACGAAGAGGCAUAGAGAUUAAUUGAUAAUCUGUAUGACAAAAAACAGUAUAAGAGAAAUUGA
This is a messenger RNA of Paramecium tetraurelia, 2397 nucleotides long. RefSeq lists its product as uncharacterized. NCBI's taxonomy places the organism in Eukaryota, Ciliophora, Oligohymenophorea, Peniculida, Parameciidae. The transcript has 3 exons. The record is from RefSeq and is a predicted model, not a curated record.